This is a messenger RNA of Phytophthora sojae, 603 nucleotides long. Its product is annotated as cutin hydrolase. Gene Ontology annotation, molecular function: hydrolase activity. Lineage: Eukaryota; Oomycota; Peronosporomycetes; Peronosporales; Peronosporaceae. The transcript has a single exon. Bases 1 to 603 code for a protein of 200 amino acids. The record is from RefSeq and is a predicted model, not a curated record.
AUGCUCGUGCUGCUUGCCAACCCCGCCCACCUCGUCAACGCCGAGUGCUCUGACGUCCACGUCGUCUUCGCCCGCGGAAGCGGCGAGCUGCCCGGACUGGGCACGGCUGGCCAGCCUCUCGUCAGCACCCUCACCUCCGACCUCGGCGGCAUGAGCGUCUCGUCCUACGCAGUCAACUAUCUCGCUGCGUACGACCAGACGAGCGCUGGUGCGGGCGCCACCGACAUGACCAACCACGUCGUGUCCGUGGCUCAGGAAUGCCCCAACACCGUGUUCGUGCUGGGCGGCUACUCGCAGGGCGCCAGCGUCACGGACAUCUCCAUCGGCAUCAAGACGACUCUGGGCUCUGGUAGCGUCAUCCCCGAGUCGCAGGCCAUCGUGACGUUCGGCAACCCGCUCAAGCUCUUCGGCCAGACGAUCGCGAGCUCCAGCUCCACGUACGGACCCAAGGCUAUCGAGUUCUGCAACCAGGGCGACCCCGUGUGCGCCGCCGGCUUCAACAUGAUGGCUCACCUGAUGUACCCGACGGACGGCAGUGUGACCACCGCGGCCCAAAAGGCUGCUGCGCUGGUGAAGGGUGGAGUCAGAGCGCUGCGUGCAUAG